Molecule: messenger RNA, 4197 nt
Organism: Trypanosoma theileri
Lineage: Eukaryota; Euglenozoa; Kinetoplastea; Trypanosomatida; Trypanosomatidae
Exons: 1
Source: RefSeq, a predicted model, not a curated record
AAUAAUAAUAAUAAUAAUAAUAAUAACAAUAGUAAUAAUUAUAAUAAUAGUACCACUACUGCCGUUUAUCAAGAGGAAAGAGACGAGAAUAUAUUUCAUACAACUCCUGCAGUUCCUACUAGCAGUAGUCCUACAACUGCCUCUCAGAAUACCAUGAGGGUCUAUAAGGAUGGGAAUUACCAAAACAACAGCAAUAAUAGUAAUAGUAAUAAUGAUGAUGAUAAUGAUAAGAAUUUAGAUAAUAACGUACAGACAACAGCUGCGUUACCCAGAAAAGAAGAUGCAAUUAUGUAUGGAAGGAGAAUGGAGAAUAAUGUAAAUAUCCGUAUGGGGGCGACUAAGUAUAUUGAUAGCGAUAGUGAUAGUAGUAAUAGUAGUAAUAAUCAUCCUAAUACUAUGAAUACUACUACUAAUACUACUGGUAAGGAUAAUAAUAAUAAUAAUAAUAAUAAUAAUAAUAGUAUUGGUAUUAGUAUUAAUAAUAGUAAUCCAAUGACGACUACUACUACUACUACUACUACUAUUAUUAUUAAUAAUAAUAAUAUGAAUAGUAAUAGUGAUAAUGGAGAGAAGCGAAGAAAAGUAGGCGGUGGGAACAUCACGCCUAUUAAACAAACCCCCGUAAGGCCUUCCACCGCUAUUUACAGAAGAAGUGCUACUCUCACUACUACUAAUAAUACUAAUACUAAUAAUAAUAAUACAAAUACAAAUUCGGCUAAUAAUACUCCCAUUAACACUACAAACUUAACAGGAAUUGCUGCUGGCCAUAGUCGAUAUUCUCCUCUACAUAAAGAAUCACCGUUAUUAUCCUCAUCUCAUCAACAACAAUAUCAAUCUCAAUCUCAAUAUCAACGGGCUUUAUCUUUUACACCAUUGCGACAACAACAACAACAACGGAGAACAGCGGGAGAAAAUACACCUGAUCGAAUUACUCGACGUACACCACCACUAUCAUCAUCAAUACGAAAACAAAAACAACUACAACUACUACUACUACAGCGAUCUCAACAAGAAAAAAAAGAAAAAGAAGAAGAGUUUGAACAGAAAGUAUUGAAAACACCUCAACGUCAAGAACGACUUUUACGGACCACACCAAAGGAGAAACCACUCUCUCAACAACAACAACAACAACAACGAGAGUCCCUCUCUGCAAGUCGCGGUAAUCCACAGAAAAGCCACACACUGGGACUCUCACCAAAAUCUAAAAAGAAUGCCCUUCUCGCUAGUAAAGGUGGGAGAAGAAUAAAACAGGAAGAAUUAAAUGUGGCUCGUAAACUCCUUCGGCCCCCAUCAUUAGCAGGGAAACCAACAACCGUAAGAUCCACUACUACUACUAAUAAUAAUAAUAAUAAUAAUAAUAAUACAAGAAGAGAGAUAUUAACAUCCAACAAUACAGUACGUGGAGGAGGAGUAGGAAUAGGAGGAUCUACACUACAGCCGUGGUAUACACGAAAUGUUUCUAAUCUUUAUCAUCGUCUUUUCUCACAAACACGUGAAAACUCCACGGCGAUGGGUGCAAACAGAUCAAAUGUGAAACUACGAGCUGUAGUGCGAACGGCCUCUGCCCCGUGUUUACCACGUUCUCUUCAUAGUAAUGAUCCCAUGAGAGGAAAUGUGAAUAAUAAUAAUAAUAAUAAUAAUAGGGCUUCACUAGAUUUGAGAACCUUUGGGAAACAACAGUCAUCAUCAUCAUUCUUCUUGGGAAGAAACCACACAACAGUAUCGGGACAACAAAAUAAUAAUAAUAAUAAUAAUAAAUCAAGGCCUAUGGAAUUAAGACGAAGUGCCAGUGGAUUUGAACGACAACAUAGCAGACGAGUCUUGAAUGUACAUCCUUCUGUAAAUGAUUAUCCGCUCUCUACACCUAAUACUACUAUUACUACUACUACUACAAGUAGAGGAGGAAGUAAAGGUGUGAACAGGACAAUGAUGAUGCGUACACCCUCCUCCACCGGAAGAGAAGUACACUCGCAACGACAUUCACAGAAACGAUCAUCUCAACAACGCGAACGAGAAAUACAAUUACAAGAAUUACAACAACGACUGAAGGCAGGAUCUGAACCUAAAUCAAAUACCAAACGUAGUGUAUCCCGGCGAAAACCACUUCUCACAAAUAGUAAACCAUUUAAUAUUCGACCUACACAAGCCACGCUUGCACGUGAGGCGGUAACUCGACAACGUGAACAACAAUAUAUUCAACAAGAACAUGAGAGAUUAGCGGCAGAAGUCCCACAUCUUCCACGAGCCACAUGGUUUGCUAUGCGAAGGGAAUUAGAUCGUCUUGUAGAUGUACGGGCAAAACGUACAGCCCUGGCGGGUGAAAAUAGUUUACAAUCUACAGUUAUUAUAAAUCCACGAGAUAAGUCGCCUGUUAUGAUGGCAAGAGUUGGGGAAUGUGAAGAGAAGGAGAGGAGAAGUGGUGUGGAUAGUGAUAAUAAGAUGCGUAGAGAAGUAGUGAACCCCAUUGGAGGAGAAUCAGCAUAUCCAGGAAUAGAAACAAGAGAAGAAAAAGAAAAAGAAAAAGAAGAAGAACAACAGAAGAAAAGAAAAGAAGAGAGACUAUCCACACCAUUACGUACCUCUACCAUUUCCUCCUCUAGUCAACCUUAUCGUAGAGAUAGUCAUGAUGUGGAGACUCAACAAGAACAUCCAUCCCAACAUCAGGGAUUCGCAUCUCCUUAUCGUGGGCCUAGUUCUCGAGAUGCGGCCUUUACAAAUAGUGGAACUCGCAGUAGUUUAGUGAGACGCAGUGGGGCUGCGUAUAAAUCUCCACCACGACGACAUUUUGAUCCCACCGCACAUGCCAUUACGAUACCCAUCUCUACAUUAAAUGAAGAAGAGAAUAUGAUAGAUACAAGGAAAACAAAGAAGAUGGGCAAGAAGAAUAAAAAGAAGCAGAAUACUAAUCUUAAUCUUAGUUCCCAUCCUCAUUCUCAUAAUGUGAGGGAGAUGAUGAAAGAAGAAGAAGAUGAUGAUGAUGAUGAUGAAACAGAAUGGUCCUCUACAGUAAUGAUUGGAAAUGAUAAGGAACAGGCGAAAAUUCCUUAUUUGAGUCACAAUAGAAAUCAUCGCCAUCAUCAUCAUAACAACAACAACAACAACAACAACAACAACAACAACAACAACAAGAGUAUUAAUAGUCGUAGCAGCAGUAUUACUAGUAAUAAUAAUAAUAAUCAUCAUCAUCAUCAUAAUAAUAAGAGUGACAGUAAGAAUCAUUCGAAAUCCAGUCGAUCACCUUCUAUUCGUCCUCCUAGUGAAAUGUGUCUCUCUGUUCAUAUUGUUCAUCCCGCAUUAUGUGAGUCUCUCACUUCUCUUUCGGACUCUCACAUCUCAUCAAAGGUCUCCGCCUCACCGCCGUUAAUAGAAAUACUGAAAUCUUCUCCAUUACCUUCACACCCUGAUCGCGGCUCAAGACACUCAUUACCAGAAGAAGAAUAUGAUCAUCGUCAUCAUAACAAUAAUAAUAAACAAAAGGAGAAACCGAAACGAAAGAAGAGAUCUACCACCUCUCUUACUCGACGACAGCCCAAGAUAAAAACAAAGGCACCUGUAUUAAACUUUUGUCGGACCCGUAGUGUAAUUCGCUUUCCACGUAAUGAAACUCCCGUCGGUCAAUCAUUAGAUCCACAACAGCCAUCACAACAACAAUCACAAUAUCAACAACAACAACGUUCAAGGUCUGCAAUGUUGUUAAAAGAACCAAAACAUGUACUUUCACAUGUGGGAAGAGGUGAUACUCGUAAUGAUGCGGUUUUCCUUUCAUCCGAUAUGUUGGUAUCUUUAUAUGCCUCUAUGAGGGGAACAGCAGAUCAUAAUGAUAAUUAUGGUAAAAGAAAUAGUUCAACGAAUUUUGAACGUGUACGUUCAGAACGAAGUAGUCGUACGAGUAGUCUCUUAAGCCGUCAAUCACGUGGAAGACGAACAUUACAGCAUGGAUCUAUGGGAACAGCUCGUUUAUUAUCUUAUAGUGAUGCCUUUGGAGUUCCAACUACUACUAUUACUACUACUACAACUACAACGAUGACUAAUAAUAAUAAUAAUAAUAAUAAUAAUAAUAAUAAUAAUACCACUACUACGAAUACAACGACGACAGCAGUAACGGUUUCUACAUGUACGAAUAGUGGUAGUGUGAGAACUAUAAGUGUAAAGAGUAGACCAGCGGGAACACGGGCGCCUCCUUCUUCAUCUACAUAA